UCUUUUGAGAAAAGAAGAUCUUUAGAUGUGUUGAUAAAGUUUGGCACGACAUUUUUUCAAUUUUAAUAUCGUGAUAUGUGGUCGAAGCUGUAGUGUGUAUGGCAUUAUUCUCUGGUUAUGGAUAAGUGGAGUUGCGACAGUCUACGAUGUGAGAUACAAAAAGAAUUUGCAAGGUGGAUAUUAGAAGUGGUGUGAGGCCAUCCUGCAUCGUUUGGAAGUUUUCGAAACCAAGCCACUUCAAGUCAAGGACAAUAGCAUGAGAAGUGCAAUCUACUAUCUUUGGAUUAACGUUGAUUGUUCUUUUGUUUGCCACAACAAGUAAACAAAAACAACUUCAAACAACCCCGAAAGGUAAUAAAGAUACUACAAACCGACAAAAUACUUCGCAUAAUACAAGAAACCCUGUAACAAGGCAGCAAUCUCGCUCAGAAAACGCUUCACAAAUGUUUUACUCUCAACUAUCAACACAACCUCAAGAUCACUCAACAGUUGGAACUGGAUUGUUGACCAGCCAAUCUUAUGACGAGCAGAUGGAGACAAUACUUAUUCAAUCAACAUUUGAACAAGAGACCCUACAGAGAGAUCUUACAAGUCUCCCAUCAACGGAAAUUACAGAAACUGAAUCAACUCCUACUAUUUCAACGUUAUCACUUGUUGUAGAUACAGACUUUAGCAGUGCAUCCUUGCCCAUGUUCAAAGAGAUAUCUCCUUUUAGCUCAAUAAAAUCUACAACAUCUAUAAUGCAGUAUGGUUCACAACCAACGUCUUUGUCGUCUUGUAUUGAGGAGAAUUACACAAAUAGUAUAUUAACAUUAUCAGCAAAAGGCUCAGCUCAUUAUUCGAUAGUUACUGGAUAUCACUCAGAUAGCGCUGUCAGCUCCAGGACGGGAUUUCUUGCAAGUAAAACAAAGGAUAGUUCACUUAUUUCAGAAAAGUCUCUUGAUUACAAGAGCAGUGGAAGAGCGACUCCUUCAUUAACCAGACUUCCGGUGAAAACAUCGUCCAUGUUAGUUCAAAACACAAAAUCAACCGUAACUUUAUCUACUAUGGAGGAACAACCGAUGAUCGCAGACACUGCGCAGAAAAAUUAUCCUUCUUUAGUGCAAACACUACAAUACAUGUUUUCUCAAAAUAUGAUAGACGUUGAGACGUCGUCAAGUCGGUAUAAAAACAACGUCGCAACAAAAUCAUUUACAUCAUAUGAUGACGCGACAUUUUCAACACAGAAAGUACUUUUUUCUCAAAAUAAGAUAGACGCUGAGACGUCAUCAAGUCGGUACGAAAACAACGUCGCAACAGAAUCAGUCACAUCAUAUGAUGACGCGACAUUGUCAACACAGAAAGUACUUUUCUCUCAAAAUAAGAUAGACGCUGAGACGUCGUCAAGUCGGUAUGAAAACAACGUCGCAACAAAAUCAUUUACAUCAUAUGAUGAGGCGACAUUUUCAACACAGAAAGUACUGUUCUCUCAAAAUAUGAUAGACGUUGAGAUGUCAUCAAGUCGGAACGAAAACAACGUCGCAACAGAAUCAGUCACAUCAUAUGAUGACGCGACAUUGUCAACACAGAAAGUACUGUUCUCUCAAAAUAUGAUAGAAGUUGAGACGUCAAUAAGUCGGUAUGGAAGCAAUGUCGCAACAAAAUCAGUGACAUCAUAUGAUGAUGCGACAUUGUCAACACAGAAAGUACUGUUAUCUCAAAAUAUGAUAGACGUUGAGACGUCGUCAAGCCAGUAUGGAAGCAAUGUCGCAACAAAAUCAGUGACAUCAUGUGAUGACGCGACAUUGUCAACACAGAAAGUACUGUUCUCUCAAAAUAUGAUAGACGUUGAGACGUCGUCAAGUCAGUAUGGAAGCAAUGUCGCAACAAAAUCAGUCACAUCAUAUGAUGACGCGACAUUGUCAACACAGAAAGUACUGUUCUCUCAAAUUAUGAUAGACGUUUUGACGUCGUCAAGUCAGUAUGGAAACAACGUCGCAACUAAAUCAUUCACAUCAUAUAAUGACGCGACAUUGUCAACACAGAAAGUACUGUUCUCUCAAAAUAUGAUAGACGUUAAGUCGUCGUCAAGUUGGUAUGGAAACAACGUCGCAACAAAAUCAUUCACAUCAUAUAAUGACGCGACAUUGUCAACACAGAAAGUACUGUUAUCUCAAAAUAUGAUAGACGUUGAGACGUCGUCAAGCCAGUAUGGAAGCAAUGUCGCAACAAAAUCAGUGACAUUAUGUGAUGACGCGACAUUGUCAACACAGAAAGUACUGUUCUCUCAAAAUAUGAUAGACGUUGAGACGUCUUCAAGUAAGUAUGGAAGCAAUGUCGCAACAAAAUCAGUCACAUCAUAUGAUGACGCGACAUUGUCAACACAGAAAGUACUGUUCUCUCAAAUUAUGAUAGACGUUUUGACGUCGUCAAGUCAGUAUGGAAACAACGUCGCAACAAAAUCAUUCACAUCAUAUAAUGACGCGACAUUGUCAACACAGAAAGUACUGUUCUCUCAAAAUAUGAUAGACGUUAAGUCGUCGUCAAGUUGGUAUGGAAACAACGUCGCAACAAAAUCAUUCACAUCAUAUAAUGACGCGACAUCGUCAACACAGAAAGUACUGUUCUCUCAAAAUAUGAUAGACGUUAAGUCGUCGUCAAGUUGGUAUGGAAACAACGUCGCAGCAGAAACACAACAUAAUGAUGCGAAUUUUUUAACUACUUCGAAAUCAGGGCCUGAAGCAUACAGCGAUGACUCUGUUGCUCCAGAGUUCAAAAUAACAGCCAUAUCGCACUUGGAGAUUAACCCGAGCGAUAUUUCACGUUCACCAGUCGUCUGGAGAACUCCUUCAUUACAAAGUAUUCCUGUUAAAACUCCGUCAAUGUCAACACGAAACACGGAAUCAAUCGCACCGUUAUCUGCUAUGGAAGAACAUUCGAUGAUCACAGGAAGGAGCAGAGACGUUAUGGAAGGUGUAAUUUUUAUGGACUCAAUUAGGCAUUUCGGGCGAACGUCAAGAAACUUCAAUGAACAAACAUCUUCAAGUGAGCAGUCCAUGCAAAAGAAAUGUACUUCACUACAAGUGCAAGAAAGGUUGUCUUCUCAGAUAACAACACCAUUUCGGACACCAUCAAGUCAAUAUAAGAGCAACUUUCCAAUAACAACACCAAACGCAGCAUCUGAAAAUGUUUUGUCAUCAUUGUCCACAAGAUAUACCGGCAGUUCGUCAGUGUCACCCAAAGUUUAUGCAAUUAAUACAGAGACUUUGGCAACUGUAAUGGAAAUUAUUACAAGUCCUGCGGAAGGCUCACGUUCUGUUGACAGUAGAUAUCUAUCUACACCACUUCUUAGUGCAGAAGACGAAAUUUCUUUUAAAUUCGCGCUGAAAUCUUCAGAGAUGGGUGCGGAACAUAUCAUUCCGCCGUCUGAAUUAAAACGACAGUCAAUAACUGUUUCUAAAAUUAAACCAACCACACCUUUGCAUUGGUCUUUCCAAGCUACUUCAUCGGAAAGGCAUUUGUCGUCUUCAUCCGUUGUACAUAGUAUAACUCCAACAGAAUCAUUUGUAAUGAAUAUGUCGACUGUCCAGGCUUCUCCUGAUGUGUUACAUGGUACCUACGAUGAGUGGACUCCGUGGUCCGACUGUUCUAGAAAAUGUGCAAGAGGAUCAAUGAAUCGGCAGAGAAAUUGCGUAUUUACCCAACAAACUUCAAAUAGUUCAAAUGAUGUAUGUUCAAUAGGAGAAUUCGUGAAGAAAGAAUGCGUGGGAGUUUGUCAUGGUACCGGAUUUUAUUUGGCUGAUCCUGGAAUGUCCUGCAGAAGCUUCUGUGAACAUAAAACUCUCUUGUGCUCAUAUGAUCUUGAAGUGGCAAAUGGAAAUAUUGCUUUUCGAAAGGUACUUUUGGACUACACACUAGAUGAUGUCGACAUGUACUGGUUUCACGAGUAUGCACCGUAUUGCGUGAAUGGAUUAUGUUCCGAAUUUCUUAGUAUUCCCGAAAUUAUCAGUUGCGAAUCAAAGCCACCUUUAAAAGCACAAAGAUUAUGUCGUUGUGUAACUGAAGCUGACUUUGGUUAUGGACCGUGGUCUUCUUGGAGUCAAUGUUCCAGUACCUGCAUGGGUUACAAAAAAAGGUAUCGAACGUGUUAUGAUUUUUGUACUGGAAAGUCAGAACAAACACGUCGAUGUAAUCGAAGACCGUGUCCCAUUCAUGGUGAAUUUUCAGAAUGGACAGCUUGGUCGAAAUGUGACAAAAGUUGCAAUUUUGGGACUUCCCGUCGAUCGCGCAAAUGCGACAACCCAGUACCAGCUUAUGGUGGCUUAGAUUGCUACGGUUCGUCGUUCCAAACAAAAGAAUGCAAUCCGCAAUAUUGUCCAGUUGAUGCAGAGGUUGGUGAAUGGACAAUAUGGUCUGCAUGUGACCAACCUUGUAAUGACGGUUGGAUGAUUCGCACAAGAGAAUGCGUCAAAGGAAUAUAUGGCGGCGUAAGAGAGUGUACUGAAAAAUUAAAAGAAUUUAAAAGAUGCUUCAAUAACCCUUGCCCUGAGGCAAGGGUCAACUUUAACAUCACAAUAGACGCCGUUUAUCAACCAGAACUAAGUAACACUAAUAGUGAAAGCUUUCGAAUUCUUGAAAAGAAUAUCCAGAACCAGGUGCUUUCGAUGUACGAUGAACAGUUUCAAGAUUCAAUAGAAGCUGUAAUACUCCUGUCAGCUAGGAAAGGAAGCAUAGUGACGAAUUUUACCAUAAUUUACAAAAGCCUUGAUUCAUAUCAACUAGUAUUUUUACAAGACAGCAUUGAGAAGGAAGAAAGUGUCGGCAAACUUCCCUUGAUUGAAGGAAAGAGUCAUUUUUACAUUGAAAGCAACGUUCCCCAAUAUGCACCUACUGGAAUCAAACUUAAAUCCACGUCGCCAACGUCAAUUCAAUUAUCAUGGAAUGAAGUUGAUAAUGCAGUUGCAUAUGUUGUAUGUUUUCGCAAGAGGUUACAACUCUCUGAACCAUAUCAAAGGUAUGCAGCUGCGACCUCGCCAGCAAUCAUAUCAAACCUGGAACCAAGAACGGAGUAUGUAUUUAGAAUACUUGCUUAUAACCAUAAAGGUAAUGGCUUUCCAUCCGAACAGAUAGCAUUUUCUACUCAAGGCAAAGCACCUGAUCAAGCACCAACGAAUCUCCACAUCCACAAUUUAAAUUCAACUUCUCUUUUCCUGGAAUGGGACAGACUCUACAAAAAUGAAAUCCCAAUAUCUGGUUACAAAAUAGUAUAUUAUGACUACAACGUAAAUUUGUGGAUAGAUAAAACGGAGGACCAUUACGUUUACAUUUCCGAUCUUACCCCCGGCUUUACGUAUGAAUUUGAAGUGUGUGCAUAUAAUGACGCGGGUGAUGGACCGUCUGAACGAAUUCUAACUACUAUUGUAGAAAAGCCAAUUGUGAAGGUAGAACUUGCUGAAUGCAAUACCCAUAAUACUAUCACUGUAAAAUGGAAACCACCAACUGGUAAACAAUCAGUAGAUGAUAUCCUUGGAUACUUGAUAGAAUACUACAAGGUGGAGGAUGAACAACUGAGAACGGAGGAGAGAUACGAGCAUCAGUUUCUUCUUCAUCCCCAAAUAGCUGAACAAGUUCUACCAAACCUAAAUCCCAAUACAGAUUAUCAGAUUGAUUUCAACAUUGUUCAAGAUCACUUGGUGUUUUUGGAGAAAACGUUGACAGCAAGAACAUGUCGCUGCCCACCUGUUGUAUCCAUCAAUUAUUACAUUGUCAAACCAUACGUUUAUCUUGAAGACAACGAGCUCCGUGGAAUAUUUGCUGAACUUCUUGACGAAAUGAUUGAUUUUGCUUGUGGAGAAUGUCCCUGUAAAUUAAACGUCACAAUGACAAGUAUUGACAAAGACCGUGAUGGAAGAGGGUCACCUGCGCAAAAAUCAACCCUUGAUAAAGUGAUCCGAGAAAUAGACCAGUUUACGGAUCUAUCUUUCCCUAUAGUCGGACAAAAAACGUUAAAAAAUUAUUUAGAAAACGAGUAUGUUCCAUUAGUUGACCACCCAGGUGUAGUGUUUAUUACAAAGGAUAAAUCAGUCAAUGAAGCUGUAGUCAGCAUGUUAAUGGUAAUGUCAAAUGUGAUUCCGUUGAUCGCGUUGAACAUGUUGUUCAUGGUGGUGGUGGGAAUGUUGAUGUGGUUCAUUGAAGGUUAUCAUCAGAAUGGUCACACUGACUUUUCUGAGAGAAUAAUAAAAGGUCUGCAAGAUUCUAUCUACUGGGCGUUCAUUACCCAAGGAACACACGGGUAUGGUGACUACGUUCCACGUCAUUUUAGAAGUAGGCUCCUUGCCAUGGUUUGGAUCAUAAUCGGUUUGGUUUUAACGGCGCUAGUUACAGGUGCUAUCGUGUCCGCUAUUAGCAGUGUGGAGUAUUCCUCACAAAAAAAUAUUUAUGACACACAUAUCGGCGCCUUGAACGGGUCGUUUGAAGAAAUGUUUGGAAUUCUUAGAAAUGGCAAAGUGAAUCGAAAAGCGGUUUAUACAUCAACUUCACAGCUUGCGGAUGCGUUGAUCGACGGGGAAAUAGAUGGUAUUCUAGUUGACGCUUACACAGCCGGGAGUAACAGGGAAGAUUUUCAACGCCCUAACUUACGCCCGACAAAAAUGUUAAAAUACCCUAGAACGUAUGGAUUCGUAGUGUCUGGUGAUCUGAAAAACGUGGCGAAUGCAAUGAGAGACUUUAUUCGAAUCAAUGAAAAACGCAUAUUAGACAGUCUGUCAAUGAAUACUCAUUUGAUGGAGCCGGUUUCGUUGAACGAGCCAACAUCAGUAUUUAAUCCGACAUCAAGCGUUUUUAAAUCCGCUAUCAUUGCGCUCUCCAGUAUGUUGAUGUUUGCUUCUUGCGUUGGAAUGGUGUACACGUGUUGUAAACGAAGUCGAAGACGAAAAGUUGCAGCAGACGCUAAAGCUUUAAAACGACUUCAGAAAACGGAGAAUUUAAAAGACAUUCUUCAAACCUUUGCUUCAUCGUUUCAAAAUAACUGCAAGGAAUUAGCCAGGAAGCAUGAUUUACAAAGAAUUAAGCUUUAUCGUGCCAUACUGUCUGGAGAGAGGGUAAACACCAUGGGCACGAGGCCGAACACAUCAACUCGAAACGCAUGGUUCGUACCGGAAGGAAAAGAAGAAGAAAAACGGUUCGAUGGCAGAGGGGAGGAUAACCCAUCAUUUAGUGGGAUGGAGGUAAAGAAAUGUCAACAAGCUUUACCGAACACACAAAAUGAUUUCGAGGAGAUGACAGUGAAAACAAAAUUUGGCGAUGUGACAUGCUAUGAUUUAUCACCUCAACCAACGACUUUAGUAACAGCAGAGGGAGAAGAAACGAGACAAGAUAACAAGACGAAAUGCACAGGUGACAAGCAGAAGGGUAAUUUAUCAUGUAGUAAGAAGAAGCAAGAUUACAAAAAACUGAUACCGUGGUACUAAGUAUGGCGAUGUGACAUUUUACGAGUAAUAAUGUGUUAAGUAAUGAUGUGUUUUUAAAUGUAAUUAUAUUACCAUGACUUGAAAGUACAGUCCUUGUUGCAAUUAUUAUUAUUAUUAUUAUAAAGCAUA
This is a messenger RNA of Hydractinia symbiolongicarpus, 7577 nucleotides long. RefSeq lists its product as uncharacterized. The transcript is spliced from 22 exons. Gene Ontology annotation, molecular function: protein binding. The coding region runs from base 444 to 7448 and encodes 2334 amino acids. The record is from RefSeq and is a predicted model, not a curated record. Lineage: Eukaryota; Metazoa; Cnidaria; Hydrozoa; Anthoathecata; Hydractiniidae.